This is a messenger RNA of Eimeria mitis, 402 nucleotides long. RefSeq lists its product as uncharacterized. The transcript is spliced from 2 exons. The record is from RefSeq and is a predicted model, not a curated record. Bases 1 to 402 code for a protein of 133 amino acids. Lineage: Eukaryota; Apicomplexa; Conoidasida; Eucoccidiorida; Eimeriidae.
AUGACUGCCCUCAGCCCCCUUGAAAGCCCCCCGGGGCAGCAGCAGCAGCAGCAGCAGCAGCAGCAGCAGCAACAGCAGCAGCAGCAGCAGCAGCAGCAGCAACCUCUAUCAACAGCAGCACAUGAUGGGGUCACCUCAUCUCCAAUGCAAGCCAGCAGCAGCAGCAGCAGCAGCAGCAACACCACCACCAGCAGCAACACCACCAACAGCAACAGCAGCAGCAACAACAACGGCACCAGCACCAGCAGCAGCAGCAGCAGCACCAGCAGCAGCAGCAGCAGCAGCAGCAGCAGCAGCAGCAGCGAUGACUUGUUUGCGUUGCGGUCAGUGACGGCCUUCCCGCAGCCUUUUGCUGCUCCCCCGCCUUUCUUCGUUCCAGGCCCUGAGGAUGCGAGGUCCUAA